GAGAAGCACUGCAUCUCACCAAACGCUUCUGUUGCAGGAGUGCCGGAUCGCACAUCCCAUUGUUAAAUGCACCUACUGCAGGACUGAAUUCCAGCAGGAAAGCAAAACCAACACGAUAUGCAAGAAGUGUGCUCAGAAUGUGAAGCUCUAUGGCACACCAAAGCCCUGCCAGUACUGCAACAUUAUAGCAGCAUUUAUUGGAAACAAGUGUCAGCGUUGCACAAACUCUGAAAAGAAGUAUGGACCUCCGCACUCCUGUGAGCAGUGCAAGCAGCAGUGUGCGUUUGACCGGAAGGAUGAUAGGAAAAAGGUGGAUGGAAAGCUGCUAUGCUGGUUAUGCACGCUGUCCUACAAACGGGUCCUACAGAAGACCAAAGAGCAGUGCAAACACCUGAGCAGCUCCUCCCGAGCCAGCCUGCAAGAGAAGGAGCAGUACAGUCGGCUCAGCAGUGGCAGCCACUAUAACAGCCAGAAAACCUUAUCAACCUCUUCUAUUCAGAAUGAAAUCCCAAAGAAGAAAGCCAAGUUUGAUGCCAUAUCUGCCAAUGGUGACAGUUUUUCUCCGGACCUCGCCCUGGACUCUCCUGGCACUGACCACUUCGUUAUCAUUGCCCAGCUGAAGGAGGAAGUGGCUACGUUAAAAAAGAUGCUGCACCAGAAAGAUCAGAUGAUUUUGGAGAAGGAGAAGAAGAUCACGGAGCUGAAAGCCGACCUGCAGUACCAGGAGUCGCAGAUGAGGGCAAAGAUGAACCAAAUGGAGAAGACGCACAAGGAGGUCAUGGAGCAGUUACAGGCCAAGAACAGAGAACUCCUGAAGCAAGCAGCUGCCCUAUCGAAGGGCAAAAAGCCGGAGAAGUCGGGAGCAAUAACCUCCCCUUAAAACCAAACCCCCAAUGUGGGAGCUUUCCCCAGCAUUAGCCACGGAGCCGGGGAGCCCUGCCCAAUCGCUGGAAGCCAAAACCUCCGUGUUGUCCCUGUCCCGCUGCCGUGGCCUCGACGGAAACGCCCGGCAUGUGUUGCCUUUCGACAGCACGCCUGAGCGUCUCUGCUUUCCAUCUCUGUUGAAGGCCGCUCUGCAUCCACGGUGAUCCACGGGGAGAGGCCCCAGCCAUCCGAAAUCCCCCCCUCCCCAAAGUACUGCUUUCUGGAAGAAGGAUUUUUCCUAACCGGUUCCUACCACUGCCAACCCUUUUGAUUAGCAAACAGGAACCCGCUGCAUUCGAGCCGCCGUGCUGGUUCCCAGCUUCUGCUGGGAGGCAACAGCCGUGGCC
This is a messenger RNA of Mesitornis unicolor (brown roatelo), 1271 nucleotides long. RefSeq names its product family with sequence similarity 76, member A (gene FAM76A). The transcript has 8 exons. The annotation marks the transcript as partial. The record is from RefSeq and is a predicted model, not a curated record. Lineage: Eukaryota; Metazoa; Chordata; Aves; Mesitornithiformes; Mesitornithidae.